AUGGGCGCGCGCGCCUCUGGCGGACCCCGGGCCCGGGCCGGGCUCCUGGUGCUGCUGUUGCUCGGGCUGCUCGCGCCGGGAGCGCGGGGCGCGCGGGGCCGCGGCGGCACCGAGAAGAACAGCUACCGCCGCACCGCCAACACCUUCUCGCAGAGCGUCAGCAGCCUGUUCGGCGAGGACAACGUGCGAGCCGCUCAGAAGUUCUUGACCAGGUUGACCGAGAGAUUCGUGCUUGGCGUGGAUAUGUUUGUGGAAACAGUGUGGAAAGUUUGGAUGGAGCUCUUGGAUGUUCUUGGACUUGACGUCUCCAACCUGUCCCAGUAUUUCAGUCCAGCCUCCGUGGCCAGUAGCCCAGUCCGUGCCCUCCUGCUCGUCGGCGUUGUCCUCCUGGCCUACUGGUUCUUGUCUCUAACCCUGGGCUUCACCUUCAGCAUCCUGCACGUGGUAUUCGGCCGCUUCUUCUGGGUUGCUCGGGUCGUCCUGUUUUCCAUGUCCUGUGUGUACAUCCUGCACAAGUACGAGGGGGAGCCGGAGAAUGCCGUCCUACCCCUCUGCUUCGUGGUGGCCAUCUACUUCAUGACCGGGCCCAUGGGCUUUUACUGGCGCAGCAAUCCCAGCAGCCCCAGCGUGGAGGAGAAGCUGGAACACCUGGAGAACCAGGUCAGACUGCUGAACAUCCGUCUCAACAGAGUGCUAGAGAGUCUGGACCGCUCCAACGGCAAGUGACAAUCAGCCAGCCGGCCGGGUCCCCUCAUACCAGCGCCCUCUCUCAGAAAACAAAAGAGAAGAAGAAAAAAAAGAACACCAAACCCUAAACAAUCUUAAUAAACGUUCCUGAGCAAGAGA
This is a messenger RNA of Manis javanica (Malayan pangolin), 846 nucleotides long. RefSeq names its product BRI3 binding protein (gene BRI3BP). Lineage: Eukaryota; Metazoa; Chordata; Mammalia; Pholidota; Manidae. Gene Ontology annotation, cellular component: mitochondrion. The record is from RefSeq and is a predicted model, not a curated record.